AUGGGAAGCGGAAGGUUCGGGUUUAACAGUAAAAAGGACAAAGUGGAUGCAUCAGAGGCUAAUAAGACUGAGUUUAGUGUUAAGGAAAAGUGUCAAAAAUUGAAAAAGAAAUUAAAGAAGACUGAAACGCAAAAGACUGAAGAAAGCACCAAGGAGAAGACGAUAUGGUGGAACCAGUGCAAUGGACUGAGCGAAAUCGAUCAGUACCUAUGGAUGGUUGGCGGUUCAGCGGGGGCACUGGCUCUCACUGGUGUGGCCGCAGCAUCAGCGUUCUAUCUCACCACACGACCGAAGCCAGAAAAACCCCUCGUCACACUACACGAACAGAGCUUACUUGAAUCAGGUCCAGAACUAGUUCGCGUAUCAAAAUUCUACAAAGAAGCAAAGAACGGUCGAUUUCUUCGAUAUCUGCAUGAUGACACGCGCACUUUGUACGAAACCUUCCGCAGAGGUGUCAAAGAAUCAAAUAAUGGCAACUGUCUCGGUUGGCGCGAGGGACCAAAUAAGCCGUACGUGUGGCAGACAUACAAUGAAACCCUUCUGCGGGCGAAAAACUUCGGUUCGGGUCUCAUAUGCCAAGGCGUCCCUCCGGGCCAAAACACUUUUGUCGGUAUUUAUGCCCAGAAUUGUCCAGAGUGGAUCAUGACGGAGCAGGCAGCUUACUGCUACUCGAUGGUUAUAGUCCCGUUAUACGACACGCUGGGAGCCAACGCAUGUGCCUUCAUUAUAAAUCAAACUGAAAUGUCUAUAGUUGUAUGUGAAGAUGACAAAAAAGCGAAUUUACUGCUGGAUCAGUCACCGCGGUGCCUCCGAAAGUUGAUCACGAUUAGGGAAGUCUCGCCGUCCACACACCAAAGGGCGAAGAGUCGCGGUGUGGAAAUCCUAAAGUUCAGCGACGUCGAAAUACAGGGGGCGCAGAAAGAUCAUCCUUGCGUUCCCCCACAUCCAGACAAUCUAUGCACAAUCUGCUACACGUCCGGGACAACGGGGACCCCUAAAGGUGUCAUGUUGAGUCACGAGAACGUGGUGGCCUCAAUGUGCAGUGUGACGAUGCAGUUGGGCGAACACAGGCCGACCAAGCACGACGUGAUGAUCUCCUUCCUGCCUCUCGCGCACAUGCUGGAGCGGUGUUGCGAGAACGCUCUCUACAUGGUCGGAGGAGCUGUGGGCUUCUACAGCGGUGAUAUCAGACGCAUAGCAGAUGACCUGAGCGCGUUGAAGCCAACCAUGAUGCCGGCUGUACCGAGACUGCUGAACAGACUGUACGACAAAGCCCAGAGCGAAAUAUCCAGUUCGAAAAUAAAGAAACUAUUAUUCAAUAUGGCUCUAUCAGCUAAGGAGUCAGAAUUAAAGAGAGGUAUUAUCCGGUCUGAUUCGGUGUGGGACAAGCUCGUAUUCCGCAAGGUUCGUGAGGGUAUGGGUGGUCGCCUGCGCAUCAUGGUGGUUGGGUCUGCACCUCUAGCUGGCAAUGUUCUCACCUUCGCGAGAUGCGCCCUUGGUUGUUUGAUCGUGGAGGGCUAUGGUCAAACGGAGUGCACUGCGCCGGUUACUCUGACUGUUCAAGGAGACCAUGUCCCUGAGCACGUCGGGCCUCCCGUCGCUUGUUGUAAAGUGAAGCUAGUGGACGUCCCAGAAAUGGAGUACUACGCGGCGCAGGGCCAAGGAGAGAUUUGCGUUCAGGGUGCGAACGUUUUCAAGGGCUACUUCAAGGAACCCGAGAUGACGAGGCAAGUCAUCGACCAGUACGGCUGGCAUCACACUGGUGAUAUUGGAAAAUGGCUUCCAAACGGCACAUUAAAAAUUAUAGACAGAAGAAAACACAUCUUCAAACUGUCGCAAGGCGAGUACAUUGUUCCUGAGAAGAUUGAAAACAUUUACAUUAGAAGCCAGUACGUCGAACAAGUGUUCGUGCACGGCGAAUCGUUGAAGUCGUGUAUAGUAGCUGUUGUGGUACCUGACGUAGACGUGGUAAAGUGCUGGGCCCUGGAAAACGGCAUCAAGGGUACAUUUUCGGCUCUGUGUGAAAACGAAAAAGUUAAGAAGAUGAUAUUAGAUGACAUGCAGAACUGGGGUAAACAGGCCGGUUUGAAAACAUUCGAGCAAGUGAAAGACAUAUAUUUGCACCCCGAUCCAUUCUCAGUGCAGAACGGACUCCUGACGCCCACCUUAAAAGCGAAGCGACCCGAAAUCAAGAGCUACUUUAAACCGCAGAUCGAAGACAUGUACAAACAACUAGAAUAG
Leptosia nina is the source of this 2241-nucleotide messenger RNA. Lineage: Eukaryota; Metazoa; Arthropoda; Insecta; Lepidoptera; Pieridae. The record is from the annotation of a GenBank genome assembly.